CGUUUAUCGAAUAACAUCAUCAAUAUGAGCGGUGAUUUGGUUUGGGCUAUUAUCAAGAACAACAACUCCUUCCUCGUGAAGCGUCCCGGUGUUCAAUUCUCUGCUGAGAAGAACAACUUGUUGAACUUGAACACCUACAAGUACUCUGGUCUCGCCAACGCCAAGACUGCUGCUAUCCAACCCGCUGCUCGUGGUGUUCGCGUCACUUUGACCAAGGCCAAGAACGCUCAGACUCCCGCCAAGGCUACCCACUCUGUCGUCAUCGCCAAGACCCGUCGUCAGACCGCCAAGUCUGUUGCCAACUUGAUCGCCCGUAGCAAGUACAGACCCGAUCUCCGUGCUGCUGCCCUUGCCCGUGCUUCUGCCAUCAUCUCCAGCAAGCAGGCCAAGAAGGAGAAGACCCUCCGUCCCGCCAAGGGUCUCCGUGCCCAGAAGGCUGCUGCCAAGCAGGCUUAAGCACCUUGCUCAAGAUUUUAUCAGUGGUUGCAUCCAAUGUAAACUUUUUCAAAUAAAAAGCUGACGUACAAAUCUUGGAGUCAAUCGAUCGU
Radiomyces spectabilis is the source of this 548-nucleotide messenger RNA. Its product is annotated as ribosomal protein L28e. Gene Ontology annotation, cellular component: cytosolic large ribosomal subunit; ribosome. The record is from RefSeq and is a predicted model, not a curated record. Gene Ontology annotation, molecular function: structural constituent of ribosome. NCBI's taxonomy places the organism in Eukaryota, Fungi, Mucoromycota, Mucoromycetes, Mucorales, Radiomycetaceae. The coding region runs from base 25 to 456 and encodes 143 amino acids. The transcript has 4 exons. Gene Ontology annotation, biological process: translation.